Molecule: messenger RNA, 1104 nt
Organism: Papaver somniferum (opium poppy)
Lineage: Eukaryota; Viridiplantae; Streptophyta; Magnoliopsida; Ranunculales; Papaveraceae
Product: bifunctional riboflavin kinase/FMN phosphatase-like
Exons: 10
Coding region: 1-1104 (367 amino acids)
Biological process (GO): riboflavin biosynthetic process; glycerol biosynthetic process
Molecular function (GO): riboflavin kinase activity; sn-glycerol 3-phosphatase activity
Source: RefSeq, a predicted model, not a curated record
AUGAGUUUUUGUAAUUUCCAUCACCGUGAACAUGAAGAUGAUGAGGAAUAUGAUGGGGAGUAUGAUGACAUUGCUGAGACUCCACCAGUUUUGGCUGUUAUCAUGGAUUUGGAUGGGACCCUUUUGAAUACAGAGAAAGCUACAAAGGGUAUUUUGAAUGAUUUCCUGAAGAAAUAUGGGAAAGAAGUGGAUAGAGAGAAAGAAGAUAAUAAAUUGGGUAUGAUGCAUAGUGAAUCAACUGCUGCCACUGUUAAGGACUAUGACCUUCCAUUGACUCCCGAAGAAUUUUCCAAGGAGAUCAUGGCUCUCUUAAUUCAAAGAUGGCCAUUAGCACAAGCACUUCCAGGCGCGAAUCGCCUUAUCCAACAUCUUCAUAAGCAAGGAAUUCCUUUCGCACUUGCAUCAAAUUCCAGAACGGAAAAUGUACAGAAGAAAGUCUUUAACCAACAAGGAUGGAAGGAAUCGUUUUCAGUAAUUAUUGGAAGUGAUCAGGUUAAAUCAGGAAAACCCUCUCCUGACAUAUUUUUGGAGGCAGCAAAAAGAAUGGGUGUAGAUGCAGCAAAUUGUCUUGUUAUUGAAGAUUCUGUGGUUGGUGUUAUGGCCGGCAAGGCUGCUGGGAUGAAAGUAGUGGCAGUUCCAUCUCUUCAAACUCAACCAGAUCGUUAUUCCAUUGCAGAUUCUGUACUACAUUCACUUUUGGAGUUUCAGCCUGAACUUUGGGGUCUCCCAGCAUUUGAAGACUGGGUAAGAAAAGCAUUGCCAAUUGAACCAAUGUAUGUGCAAGGUCUACUUCAGAAGGGGUCUCUUUGUGAAGAUACUGAGGACGGACCAGAUGCUCUUCCUGAUCAAGUUUCCGGGGUUUACUUUGGUUGGGCAAGAUUGAGCUCAAACCAAAUCGUCAAGACCGUUAUAAGCGUUACGUGGCACCAGAAUACUGCAAAACGAGUAAUUCGACCUCAUCUAAUUGAUGAACCCGAUGAGUGUAUAUCUGGUCAACUGCUGCAGAUUUUGAUUGUUGGCUACAUCCGCGAACCAAGUAACAAGGUAAACUCACCGGUGCAUUUGGAGAUAACUGAACAAAAUAUAUCAACAUAUUCGGUAUAG